Molecule: messenger RNA, 1326 nt
Organism: Pocillopora damicornis (cauliflower coral)
Lineage: Eukaryota; Metazoa; Cnidaria; Anthozoa; Scleractinia; Pocilloporidae
Source: RefSeq, a predicted model, not a curated record
CACGAACCAAAACACAACAUUAAUUCAUACUUACAGCCCCUCGUAGCUGAACUGAAUGUGCUGUGGAAAGAUGGCAUAAGUGUCAAGGCACAUGGGUCAACUACAAAUGCCAAAUUCCAUGCUGCUCUUCUUUGUGUUGGCUGCGACAUCCCAGCAGUGAGAAAGGUUUGUGGAUUUACUGGCCAUGGAUCAAAUAUAGGCUGUUCAAAAUGCAAGAAAUUUUUCCCUGGCUCAGUUGGUACCAAAAUUGAUUUUUCGGGCUUUGAACCAUGCCCUCCAAGGAGUAACAAUGAGCACAGACUGCAAGCACAGGAGAUCUUGAACCAAACAACUGCUAACACAGAGUAACUCCAAACAUACAUCUGCAUACCCAUCUUGUUGAGUGUGUCUUGGAUUAUGGACCUGUGUAUUCAUUUUGGCUGUUCAGCUUUGAGCGCUAUAAUGGAAUUCUUGGCGAGUACGGAACCAAUCAACGUGCUGUUGAGAUACAGUUAAUGCGCAAGUUCUUAUCAAGUCAGUUUAUGAAGGAUCUGCCUUUGCCUGUUGAGUUCCAAGAUAUAUUUAAACCUCUGCUUAACAGACUGUACUCAAAACAAUCAGGAAGUCUUCAAGAACAGUGUCUAACUGAGAAGGACCAGGUGUCUGGAGAAAUUAUCCAAGCUUAUGUGCUGUCCAUUGGUCAUGUGCGAACUGGUGGCAAAUUUGAGAGCAGUUUCUAUUUGUACACAUGCUGUGGACCAUACUCAAGAGACACUAUAGAUGUAGAUGUUCUUCCCCAUCUAAAGAAAUCCUAUGCUACCAAGGCAUCAAAUUGAAAUUGCUUUUAACUUCCGAUAAGUCCUGGAAAUGUUCAAAAAAAUUAAAUGAAUAAUUGAACAUUAAAAAAAAUAAGCCCACCAAAAAGUCGCUUUAGGAAAAUGUUGGCCCAGUGCUCAUUAUCAGAAUUUAGGUUUCUCAGGCCCUCAAUGGUUACAUUACGCAGCCAGUAUAAAAUUGUCAUUUUUCUUAUUAAUUACUUGCGCUUUUGUUGGAAACUUAAUUUUGUUUUUUUUGCAACCUGUUACAGUGGAACCUUGAUUUAAAAAACCUCUAUAUAAAGAAGUCCUCAGUUUAGCGAAUGAUGCAAUGCAUUUUUCACCCUAGUAAAAGUAAAAUAUAUAUAAAAAACUUGAUAUAAUAAAACCUCAUAAUAUUGUGAACAUAUUUUGUGAGACCCAUGGCCCUUCCUUUUAUUAUAAGGGUUCCACUGUAUGGCAUGGACAUUAGCAAGAUUUCUUAGGGAUUUUCUAUAUAAAACCAUUAAAAUGACUGGCAAGCAACUAGUAA